Messenger RNA from Gloeophyllum trabeum ATCC 11539, 928 nucleotides. RefSeq names its product alpha-L RNA-binding motif-containing protein. Gene Ontology annotation, molecular function: rRNA binding; structural constituent of ribosome; snoRNA binding. The transcript is spliced from 6 exons. NCBI's taxonomy places the organism in Eukaryota, Fungi, Basidiomycota, Agaricomycetes, Gloeophyllales, Gloeophyllaceae. Bases 48 to 599 code for a protein of 183 amino acids. Gene Ontology annotation, biological process: rRNA processing. The record is from RefSeq and is a predicted model, not a curated record. Gene Ontology annotation, cellular component: Mpp10 complex; small-subunit processome; small ribosomal subunit.
GUUGCAGCCACCGCGUUUUCUGAGGUCUGCGCUCAUCGGUCGCGGCCAUGGUUCGCCAAUUCAAGCAUCAUGAGCAGAAGCUGCUCAAGAAAGUCGACUUUCUCAACUGGAAACAAGAUGCGGGGCAUCGCGAGAUCAAGGUCAUGCGGCGGUACCACAUCCAGGAUCGAGAGGACUAUCACAAAUACAACAAGCUCUGUGGCUCUCUGCGUGCCCUCGCACACCGCAUCUCGAACCUCCCGGCGCAAGACCCCUUCCGCGCGAAGAUGGAGGGCCAGCUGCUCUCGAAGCUAUACGACAUGGGGGUGCUCAACUCUACGGCGAAGCUCAGCGACGUGGAGAAUAAGCUCACGGUGGCGGCGUUCUGCCGCAGACGGCUGGCGGUGAUCAUGUGUAUGUCGAAGAUGGCUGAGACUGUCAGCGCGGCGGUGAAGUUCAUUGAGCAAGGCCAUGUACGGGUUGGGCCGGAUACUGUUACGGACCCUGCGUACCUGGUUACACGCCAUAUGGAAGACUUCGUCACAUGGGUCGACACCUCGAAGAUGAAGAGGACGAUCAUGAGAUACAACGACGAACUCGACGACUUCGACCUUCUCUGAGCCUGCCUCCUGCUCGAAUAUAUGCCGACAGACAUCGUGCAGUCGACCAACUGCGUACCAGGGAUAUCACAGCAGGUAGAGGAGACGCGGAGAGUAUUUGUUGGUUUCUCCCGGCGUCCGUGAAACUUUACAUGUCUACGGACCGCACAUCGCUGGACCAGUUCCGCAUACAUCUCCCUGCAUCAAUGCGGCGCCAUCGACUCGGAGAGACAGCCGGAGCGAGGCAGAGCCGCAGGGAGGCAGAGGGGGAUGAAGGGCCAGAGUACAGACACGGCGUAAUUGGACCUGUCGAACAUUCAAUGGAUAUAAUACACCAUUCGAGUUACUUA